UUAAGGUCAAUCCGUAGAACGUCGGAUGGUGAUGUGUUUGUUGUGUGUGUUGUGCGCCGACAGAUUUUCUUGUUCCGCGACCUCUGUCUUUAUUAUGAAUGCACGUGAAAAGACUCAGUGGUGAAACGUUGGGAUUAAGAAGGGGCACCCGUACGAGUCGUUCGGCUUCGUUGAGACGGUUUCAGCUUGCUGUGACCACAGCCUGGACAAGAAAUGAAUAUGAGCGUGACAGACAUUUGCCAGAACACGCGCAUGGGCCGUGAAUCUGCGCUUCUUGGGAACUAUGAGUCGGCCAUUGUCUACUACCAAGGGGUGAUACAGCAGAUCCACCGCCACAUCCAGAUGAUUGCCGGGGAUCCAAUGCGCAAGGAGCGCUGGCAGCAGAUUCAGCAGGAGCUUGCGCAGGAGUAUGAGUAUGUGAAGGACAUUCAGAAUGUGCUGAGCGGCUUCCGCUCGGACAGCCAUCUGGAGCGGAUCCCCACGAGUCGGAUCAGCUACGACGAAGGAGCCCUGGACCCCGAGGCCUGGCUGACCCCUCGCGACCCCGAAGUCUGGCCGGCACCCACGCCCGUCGAGCACAAGCCGGGCCCCUCGAUUCGGCCGGUGGGUCGAAACAGACGCUCGGAAACGUCUCGCACCACGAGCCACCGGGGCAACGGGAGCGGCAGCGGAAGCAAGAGCGGCGGGGGUGGCAGCAACCCCGUCAAGCGGGGAGCGGACUCCAAGACGGCUCGAAAGGAGGACAAGGACAAGCCACGCAAAGACAAGGAUUCCAAGAAGGAAGACGGCGCCAGCAAGGACAAGGAGCCCGAGGAGAAGCGGUUUGACGGCACGGGCUACGACCAUGACCUGGUGGACACGCUGGAGAGGGACAUCCUGCAGAGGAAUCCCAGCGUGCGCUGGAACGACAUUGCCGACCUGCAGGAGGCCAAGAAGCUGCUCGAAGAAGCUGUGGUGCUGCCCAUCUGGAUGCCGGACUUCUUCAAGGGCAUCCGCAGGCCCUGGAAGGGGGUGCUGAUGGUGGGGCCCCCCGGCACGGGAAAGACCAUGCUUGCCAAAGCAGUGGCCACGGAGUGCGGUACUACUUUCUUCAACGUGUCGUCCUCCACCCUUACGUCAAAGUACCGAGGGGAGAGCGAGAAGCUGGUGCGCCUCCUCUUCGAGAUGGCCCGGUUUCAUGCGCCAAGCACCAUAUUCAUAGACGAGAUUGACUCCCUCUGCUCUCGAAGGGGCUCUGACUCGGAACACGAGGCCAGCCGCCGCGUCAAGUCCGAGCUGCUCAUUCAAAUGGACGGGAUCACCAACAUCGACGACCCCACCAAGGUGGUGAUGGUGUUGGCGGCCACCAACUUUCCCUGGGACAUCGACGAAGCGCUGCGGAGGAGACUGGAGAAGAGAAUCUACAUUCCUUUGCCCAACAGUGCUGGUCGAGAGGCCCUGCUCAAGAUCAAUCUGAAAGAGGUGGACGUCUCCCCCGAACUGGAUGUGAUCGCGAUUGCCGCGAAACUGGACGGCUACUCUGGGGCCGACAUCACCAACGUUUGCAGAGACGCCUCCAUGAUGGCCAUGCGAAGGCGGAUCAACGGCCUCACACCGGAAGAGAUCCGGAACUUGUCCAAGGAAGAGCUGGAACUUCCCGUGAGCGCCGACGACUUUCAGGAGGCAAUUCGGAAGAUCAACAAAUCCGUCAGCAAGGAAGACUUGGAGAAAUACGAGAAGUGGAUGGCCGAAUUCGGGUCUACCUAGGGAGCAUUUUGCAUAUCGAAAUUUGUGUAAGAAUUGAUUUCGUGCAACUUCAAAAGGGUGAAUGCUUGGAAAUAACUUUUCCACAGAGAGAAAUAUUUCAGACUUCGAGUGCAGGCAUGUCACUUCCUUUAUAUAUGCAAGGUUUCUGAAAGUUUCUUAUUUUUGUAGCUAGAAGUUGGAUUGUUGUUCAAAUUGAAGGGGGACCCUUACGAGCCUUUGGUUAUUUUUUCUACCCCUUUAGCUUUUAUGUGCAACUUUUUUAUAUUUUCUGACAGGGUUGGGUUGUCCUAUUGCUGUCGUAUGUUGCUGAGACUUGUGAUAGGGGUGGCAUUUCAAGGACCUUUUGAGGAAGCAAGAGAAUGUAGUUGUGAGGAUGUAUACAGGCGACGAUAGUUCUAAUAUUAGUACUUUUAAUACAAUAGCGUAUGUAAGGUAGCUAACAAAUUUGCUAUUUUUCACAUUUUUUGUUGGUGAAUUUAGACAAUAGCUUUUAUUGUUUUAUAACUUUUUAAGGUGACUGCUCUAAUUGUGAAACAUUCUAACAAUUGUUUUUUUUACUUUUAAUUUGAAACUGAUUUUGUUCGUUGAACAGACAAUUCAGGUAGCAAUAACUCUAGAGAAGUUGGCUUAAAAGUUGAUGUGUGGAUACCUACAAGUUAUUUUGGGAUAGAGGGAGCGUGCCAUAGUAGCUUUGUAAUAAAAUUUUUAAUUUAUAAUAUAGGGUGUCCCAAGUCACCAGGCUCAAUCUAAAAUGAACCGUAAAAACGACGCC
Molecule: messenger RNA, 2518 nt
Organism: Ixodes scapularis (black-legged tick)
Lineage: Eukaryota; Metazoa; Arthropoda; Arachnida; Ixodida; Ixodidae
Gene: Kat60
Product: katanin p60 ATPase-containing subunit A-like 1
Exons: 10
Coding region: 214-1746 (510 amino acids)
Biological process (GO): microtubule severing
Cellular component (GO): microtubule cytoskeleton
Molecular function (GO): ATP binding; microtubule severing ATPase activity; microtubule binding
Source: RefSeq, a predicted model, not a curated record